This is a messenger RNA of Bradysia coprophila, 3618 nucleotides long. Its product is annotated as heat shock protein 60A. Lineage: Eukaryota; Metazoa; Arthropoda; Insecta; Diptera; Sciaridae. Gene Ontology annotation, biological process: protein refolding. The record is from RefSeq and is a predicted model, not a curated record. Gene Ontology annotation, molecular function: ATP-dependent protein folding chaperone; ATP binding.
CAUUUUCAGCGAAUUGUCAAAAUUCAUAGAAAUUUCUCGACUAGUUACAUUCAUCGAAAUUGAUAAGACAUCGCAAGACCGAUUGAAGGAGUCAAAGGAUUUUCGUCAAUUCAAUUAAGAAACGCAACGAAAUCAAACCGGUUUUGAUCUAUUAUUGUUCAUUUGUCCCAGCAAAUCAAUCAAUCAUUCAAGAUGUAUCGCCUACCAAGUCUACUGCGCACAACAGCUUCACGACAACUGGCCGUUCGUUUGUAUGCAAAAGAUGUUCGAUUCGGUCCGGAGGUGCGAGCACUUAUGUUACAAGGUGUUGAUGUAUUAGCGGACGCUGUGGCUGUUACGAUGGGACCGAAGGGACGCAAUGUGAUUCUCGAACAAUCCUGGGGCUCACCGAAGAUAACCAAGGACGGUGUGACCGUUGCCAAAGGCAUCGAAUUGAAGUGCAAAUUCCAGAACAUUGGCGCAAAACUCGUCCAAGACGUGGCCAACAAUACGAAUGAAGAAGCUGGUGACGGUACGACCACUGCAACAGUUUUGGCUCGUGCAAUUGCCAAAGAAGGUUUCGAAAAGAUAUCCAAGGGAGCCAAUCCGGUUGAAAUUCGUCGUGGUGUGAUGUUGGCUGUUGAAGCGGUCAAGGAACAGCUGAAGGCUUUGUCACGUACAGUCACGUCGCCCGAGGAAAUCGCUCAAGUGGCAACGAUUUCAGCGAACGGUGACCGAGCUAUCGGUGAUUUAAUUAGCCAGGCAAUGAAACGCGUCGGAAAGGAGGGUGUUAUUACGGUCAAAGAUGGGAAAACCCUGGUGGACGAACUGGAGGUGAUCGAAGGUUUGAAAUUCGAUCGGGGAUACAUUUCGCCGUACUUCAUCAACUCCAGCAAGGGUGCCAAAGUCGAGUUCCAGGAUGCGUUGGUCCUGUUUUCCGAAAAGAAAAUCUCCACCGUUCAGUCAAUCAUUCCAGCACUAGAAAUAGCGAACGCACAAAGAAAGCCGUUGGUGAUUAUUGCUGAGGAUAUCGAUGGCGAAGCAUUGAGCACGUUAGUGGUGAAUCGUUUGAAAAUCGGCCUUCAAGUUGCUGCCGUCAAAGCACCCGGUUUCGGAGACAAUCGCAAAGCGACUCUGACCGACAUGGCCAUCAGUGCGGGUGGCAUUGUGUUCGGUGACGACGCUAAUUUGGUCAAACUGGAAGACGUACAGAUAUCGGAUUUGGGCCAAAUCGGCGAGGUCGUGAUCACCAAAGACGAUACACUGUUGCUGAAAGGCAAGGGACGCAAGGAAGACAUUGACCGACGUGCGGACCAAUUGCGUGAUCAAAUCAAAGAAACGACAUCCGAGUACGAAAAAGAGAAAUUCCAAGAACGACUGGCCCGAUUGGCGUCUGGCGUUGCUGUGCUGAAAAUCGGCGGUAGCAGUGAAGUUGAAGUAAAUGAGAAAAAGGAUCGUGUGACAGACGCAUUGAAUGCUACGAGAGCUGCCGUUGAAGAAGGCAUUGUGCCCGGUGGCGGUACUGCGUUGAUUCGCUGCAUUCCGACAUUGGACAAACUGAAGGGCUCCAAUCCGGAUCAGGACACCGGCAUUGACAUAGUGAAACGAGCGUUGAGAAUGCCUGCACUAACCAUUGCCAAGAAUGCUGGAGUCGAUGGGUCGGUUGUGGUCGCUAAAAUUGAAUUGCAAACAGGAGAUAAUGGAUACGACGCCAUGAACAAUGAAUAUGUGAACAUGAUCGAAAAGGGCAUCAUUGAUCCAACAAAGGUCGUACGAACAGCACUGACGGACGCAGCGGGCGUUGCAUCACUUCUCACCACAGCCGAAGCAGUAGUCACAGAAAUUCCAAAAGAAGAAUCUGCCGCUGGCGGAAUGGGCGGCAUGGGAGGAAUGGGCGGUAUGGGUGGAAUGGGCGGAAUGGGUGGUAUGAUGUAAAGAUUUGUAGCCUAUUCGUAUCCAUUCGGUUAGUGAUUAAUUUUUUUUAUAAAAACAACAACAAAGAGAGAGAGAUAGGGAAGAUAAAAUAUUUUUCUAUUUAACACAAAUUCCAAUUCCAAUUUUAUGUUUUGAAAAAUCGGUUUUCCUUUGUGUUUGUGGAAACUUAACUCCCUUUGUAAUUUUCAUUUUUUUUCGUACUCGUUCCUUUAAAAGAGAUAAAAACAAAAAUAUAAAAAGAGAAAACAGUCGUCGUAACACAAUUUGUAUAUUAUAUAUACGGAAUAUUAUUAAUUAGUAGUAGUCGCAAGCAAGUCGCGCUGUAAGUAGAGAAACCGGGGCAAUGUCUAUUAAAAUGAAUCGAUAAAAACAAAAACAAAAUUUCUUUGCGUUUCUAAUGUGCAAAAACUCUUAAAUCUAGAAGGUGGUCAGGCGAACCUAAAACAUCUGAUCAGAAAUAUCAGGCGCGUUCAUUAUCCAAAAAACAAAACGAAACCUGAUCACUGAAAAGUGACUCGAGACCACAUUUCCACGAUUUUCUUUAAUCUGGAAUUUAGUUUGUUUCUUCGUACGGAACUCAUCAACUCUGUUUCGAAACUUUGACUAAAUGGUCCACUGGUCCACUGGUUUGUGUUUUGCUAACCUCUGGGCUGUACCAGUAUACUAAACUGGACUCAAGAAUUUUGAAAUUUAAAAAGUUUAAUUGAAAAGAUGACUUGGAGGACAACAGUGCCGGACUGGCUACCAACAGGCCCAUCGGCCAAUAUUUCCAAUAUGGCCAGUCGGACACUAUAAUGACAAGUCUAUUCGUCAUUAUUUCACUCAAGGUAGAUGUAAAGGCAAUACCACUCGGACCCGCAGCGUAGCACAUAAGGUCGAUGCUGUUCGACUUGUGUUGCACAAAUUAUUUUCGCUGUCUCAAAACAGAUGGCACGAGUUUCUAUUCCAUUUUUUGUUUUUAAUGAAAGGGAGCGAUGGCGUUUGCUUCGAACUUUCGUGCCACGACACAUUUGAUUCGUUUAUAUUGUGACACUACCUAUUAGGCAGGCUCGUAUUUUCAGGCCAGGCCGAAAAUAUACCCAAAAAUGGGUUUAGAUGGUACGGAAGGCCAAGAUAUUAGACACGUAUUUUUUCUUAGAAUUUUAAAAAAAUAAUUAGCGGGUGAGAAAAGUGGAUUCAUUCAAAUGAGCAAAAGCGUUGGUUAGGUAGUACCUAUCCACUACAUAUCUACCUUGGUUUGACUCUUCAUACGGCACCAAAGUUCCGGAACUUUUUUUUCGUCUUACUACGCUACGUGUAUGACAUUUAGAUUUCGAAUCGCGUGACCUUACGAGUGACUACAUCGUUUACUGUCCAAUACGAACCAACACAUUGGAACCGAUUGAACGUCAUAAAUUUUGAAAUUGUAAUUUUUGGACAGCGGCAGAACCUCCAGUGAUUUUCUAAAAAUAAUUUUUUGUUUUUCGUAGAAAAAGUAGAAAAAUAAUGGAAAAAAAAACCAAAUGAAAUUGAAACAAAAAAUCGAAUUGAUUGACCAACCCCGACAAUACACACACGAUUUUUACGCAACUGUUAAUGUCGAAUUAAGUAAAAUACUAUUGUGAAGAGAAAUGAUAACAGCUGGCCCUACUGUAAAGCACUACUAUACUUAUCAUUUCUCUCCUCUUUUGGUGGUGUAGUGUAUCAGGUUCGUUUUAAUUUUAU